AUGGGUGGUAUAAAAGGAAAAUUUAAGAAAAAUGUGAUACUGAAGAAAUGGCAAUCAUUUGGAGAUGGAGGUGGCAAUAGCAAUAUGAGGUCACCAAUAUUGAAUAAGGGAAGUUCAAAAUCAUGUUCAGAAAAAGUCCCCAAAGGUUGUUUUUCAGUUUGUGUUGGAUCUGAAAGACAAAGGUUUAUUGUGAAGACAAAGCUUGUUGCACAUCCAUUAUUCAAGAUGUUACUAGAUGAAGCAGAAGUGGAAUUUGGGUUUCAAAAUGAUGGACCAAUUAGGCUUCCAUGUAACGUUGAUUUGUUCUAUAAAGUUUUGGCUGAAAUGAAUAAUUUUGAUGAAGAGGUUAGUAAGAUUAAUGAUGGUAGUUGUAGAAGCUUUAACAAGGCUAAAAGGUUUUCAUUAUUUUGUUCUUCGAAGCCAAAGCUAUAUGAAUAG
This is a messenger RNA of Lathyrus sativus (Indian pea), 438 nucleotides long. Lineage: Eukaryota; Viridiplantae; Streptophyta; Magnoliopsida; Fabales; Fabaceae. The record is from the annotation of a GenBank genome assembly.